UCUACCGGUUCCGCAGUACCAUUCCUUUUACUGUUUGUGUAACCCUUCGUCGUCAUCCCGAAGCAGCAGCAAUGUCAACGAAAGCCGUUCCACCCGCGUCGGGUCCUCCGUCAUCCCCGUCGCAGUUGCCGCCAACUCCCGCUCCGGUCGUCGUGUUGCGUUCCGCGAAGGUGUCCUCGGCGGUCGUUGUUGAACAUCCGGCAACGGCGGGAUCUCCGGCUGUAGUUCGGUUGCUCCACAAGGACUCGGACAAUAGCCGAGCCAGUGCGUCUACGCUGAAGAACCUUUCCAGCGAUCUGAGCGAACUGCUCGUGAAGAAUCUCAGCUUGAAGCGGAACAGUGAAUCAUUCUGCACAUUGGAAGACCCCUCGGUGCUGACCAACGAAUCGGGCGGCGGUGGCAGCGAAGGCCACAAUAGUGAUAGUCUAGGAUUAAUCACCCGAAGCAAGCAGCCGAACCGCAACUCGCUGUGUGAUACGUUCAGUUCGGUGAACAAGCUGAUUAAGCUGAAACGUGUAUCGAGUGAUAGCAGUAGCAUUAGUGGUUAUACGAAGAUUUAUCAUCCGGGUGUGGGAGGCGAUUCGACCCUACAGCAUAGCAUCAAUCCGCCUCCGCAGGCCAAGUUCAAACGUGUCGAAGUUAGUGUGCAAAAAUUACCUAGCGAAUCAAUAGCCCCCAGGAAGGGCAUCAUAGUGAAUCAGUUCGAACAAUUAGUGUCUCCGUCUGGCGAGAGUGAAAGUGUGCCUCUUUUGGUGAAGAAGAAAUCUUCCUCUGAAACGGAAGUUAGUGGUGGGGAAGAAGCUCUGGGGGGAGGGUCAAAAGUAUCGAGUUGUGCGAACAGUGCGGGUGUUAAAUUUCGCCGAAGGAUUCAGAGUCCAGCGGUGGCGGCGAGUGGGCCGUCGUUAAGGUCCGGAAGGGUCGUUGGAUCCAUCCUGGAGUCGGUGGAAGAAGAACGUUACAAGAGAAGAAGUUUGCAGUGGCCGUUGGGUUUGGGACCGGGUGGUUGGGGAAGUGAGGUGGUGUCGGAAACGGGCGAGGAGUCAACAACGGUUAUCGACAAGGAGGUUCAGCAGCCAGUGGAAGACGGGGGUGUAGGGGAGGAACGGAGGAGGAAGACCCAUUUUCGGCACUCGUGGAACGCUCCGGGCUACGAUUUGCUGCUGGAGGAGGACCGGAGCGGGGAUUCGAAGAAGGACUUUGCAUCGAUCGUGCACAACCUGGCUGGUUUACGGAGCGCUCUCGCCAAUGGCGGUUCCCACGAGUCCGCAUCGCUACUGGAGCCACAUUCGCCGCAGUUCAGUGGCCCCCGACCGUUGGUCGUAUCGGGAGGUGUUGGAGGAGCAGGAAACAUUCAGGCGAAUCGCCGGUCCCCAGUUGGCUGUAAUCCAUCCUCACCGGUAGUGCCAUCGAUGGCCACCGACGGAAGUCAUCCCGUUUCGAUGGGGGCUCAGGUGCCACGGAAACGUAGACUGGAAGCAUUUCUCAAAAGCCUCGUAGGGAGAAGGCCAUCGAAGGAACCCCCACCAGCACCGCCCCCUCCACCUGCUGCUCCUCAAUCGAUAGCAACCAAUGUGCCGCUACUGUCCUCGCCAGAGAUUAAGAUCAGCAAGAGCCCCUCCGAGCAUAACCUGGUCGAGAUGACGCGAAGUCGACUUAACAUUUCAACGACUUCGCUCAGCUCCGUUCACCAGAAGCUGUGGUCGGUGGUUCCUCUGCUGAAGAAGGAUGUCAGCUGCACCAGUUUGGCACCACCGAAAUCCGUGCCUCUGCUAGGGUCACAACCCAAGGGCGGCCUGCGGAAGUGCGAAACAGUCCUCGCUUUGACCAAUUCCGGCCAAUCGGUCGAACCCAUCAAACCGCAAAAUCGAUUGCGCAAUUGUGCUUCGGUGGCCACGUGCUCCCGUUGUUCUAGUCUCCUAUCUCUCGCAGCAGCUGGAUCGCGCUAUUCCCUCAACCUAUCCAACGGUGGCUUUGUGGCCGUUGGUGGCGCUGGAACAAACUCACAACUAGGUGGCGGUGCUACCGAAACCGUUAAAAACGUAGACAGCCUACUGCGACUGACAAAGACCUCGUCGGGACCAUCGUCGUCCUCUUCCUCCUCUCCAUCGCCUAGCGGUGCUUCCUCGUGCUCCUCGUCGCCUUCGGGAUCAUCCUCCUCGUCGAACAGCAGCAGUCGGGUUUCGGUAACGUCGCGGGCGGCCAUGCUGGUGGCACCUCCGAGUCCUACGAUUGUGACCGCCACCAGUGGGGUGCCAGCGCUGACGCCGACUGUCAAGUUUACCUGUAAGCUGUGCCUCGGCGAAUACAGCGCCGAGAAUCUCACCCGGAUAUCGCAGUGCGGCUGCUCGUUCUGUACGGAGGUAAGUGAAGUAAUGCUAAGAUUUUCGGGGUAUUUUUGAAAUGUGUGGAUAGGAGAAGAUAGGGCUUCUUCUAUGUUCUAGUUACAAUGCAUCUUUCUUGUCUAGAAUCGAUGAAGACCAGAUCAAUCAGUGAAGAGGAACAAUA
Molecule: messenger RNA, 2505 nt
Organism: Aedes aegypti (yellow fever mosquito)
Lineage: Eukaryota; Metazoa; Arthropoda; Insecta; Diptera; Culicidae
Exons: 2
Coding region: 72-2399 (775 amino acids)
Molecular function (GO): protein binding
Source: RefSeq, a predicted model, not a curated record